Effrenium voratum is the source of this 1248-nucleotide messenger RNA. NCBI's taxonomy places the organism in Eukaryota, Dinophyceae, Suessiales, Symbiodiniaceae. The record is from the annotation of a GenBank genome assembly.
AUGCCAUGGAAGACAGCUAGCACACAGCAAGGGCAGGGGCAAGCCGCAAGGAAUGCAGGCUACGUUGCCGCCGCCGUGGCCGUGCUAGCGGUUUGCGCGGGGGUCUGGCACAAAGGUGCCACACCGGCUUCGGCGCCCGGACCUGGUGAGACAGGCAGGCAAACGCCCAUACCAUCAGCCGCCCUAGCAGCUCUUCCAUCAUCUCCCAGCGAGUGGCGGGUGUUGUCGGAGUUCCCGAGGAUCUACGUGGCGGAUGGAUUCUUGAGCCACCAGGAGUGCGAUGUCUUGAGGAGCCAGGUGGCUGGCAGGCUGGAACCUGCAAAGGUGGUAGAGAAGGAGGAGAACAAGUACGACCAGCAGGCCAAAGUCCGGAACAACAAGCAGAUAUGGCUGAACCGAACUGAGGAAAGAGAUCUCCCAGAAGUCUUUCACAUCCUCAAGCGCAUGCACCGGGCAGCGCUCAUCCCGGAGGAUGAUGCAGAGGCUUUGCAGAUAGGUCACUACAGUGUUGAGGAGAAAUACGAGACGCACCAAGACUCGGACCCACGGAGUGGCGUCGCCAGACCAGCGACCAUGAUCGUGUACCUGAACGACGUGGAGGAGGGUGGUGAGACACUGUUCCCCCUCAGCCACCGGCGGGAGUGCAACAUGCGAUGGCGGCGUGAUGCAGAGGGCAACCAGAGGUUUGGCAUCCAGAACUGCUGCGAUCGGGAGGACCUGCUGCGGAUCUCAGCCAAGAAGGGCCGAGCUGUGCUCUUCUUCAACCACGACAUGGGCGGUGACCGGGACAUCCUGGCCGAACAUGCUGCGUGUCCUGUAAAGCAGGGCGAGAAGUGGAUAGCACAGAGAUGGUUCCGCUACCAGCCCUACCAGCGGCUCAUCCAUCCUUUGGAUGCCCGCUUUGAUGGACUUCCACUGGUUCCAACGGGCGGGAGCCGAGAGCUUCGAGUGCUGUCGCAGAAGGCGCCCAGCGUUUAUUUGAUUGAGGAUUUCCUGGGUGAGGAGGAGGUGCAGCUGUUGUUGAGCCUAUUGGGCGACGCCCGGGAGCGCUGGGUGAGCCAUGAGGAGACGAGAAGCUCCGUGCUGAACGCAGUGGUGAAGCGCAUGCACCAGGCAGUGCGCCUGCCCGAGACAGCUGCUAGCUUGCGACUGCGGGCGCCGGGUACCCGGGAAAUCCGAGACUUGUCGCGAAAGCGCAAUCGAUUCGACCCAUCCGACGGCGGCCCUCCUGAUCUGGACGACACCUGA